Molecule: messenger RNA, 543 nt
Organism: Puccinia triticina
Lineage: Eukaryota; Fungi; Basidiomycota; Pucciniomycetes; Pucciniales; Pucciniaceae
Exons: 3
Coding region: 1-543 (180 amino acids)
Source: RefSeq, a predicted model, not a curated record
AUGACAACCGUCGGAACAUUGCCCUUCCAACAGCCAACGCACCCCUCACAACGGCCGCCGGUCGGCUUCCUGAUGAAUCUUAACAAUGAAACCAUAAACCCACAUUCUUCCAUACGGACUUCUCCCCCUAGCCCCGUGACUCCCACAACCUACGAACUUUAUCCAACGCCAAGCCAACAUUACUCGCGCCUUGCUCCCCACCACGACUUUGCCCUUACCUUGAAUCCCAACGGCCCCCACGCCUACAGCCUAUCACGAGGCGUCAGACCCCUCGCUUGCCGCGGCUCGUUGCUUGACAAACCCAACCAGUCCAGCCAACUGAAAAACUUCGAUACCACCAGCCAAGCCCACACCCAGCCCGCCUUAUCACGAGGCGUUAGACCCUCCGCCUGCCGCGGCCCAUUGCUGGACAAACCCAACCAGUCCAGCCACAAGUUCCAAUCAAUUGAAAAAGCUUUGACACCAUCAGCCAAGCCAUCAAGCCAGCUCGGCCCUAACAGCACACCCAAUCUCCUCACUCGCCUGAUACUUAUUCUAUGCUAA